AUGCCAAAAGUCACGAAACUGAAAGCAACGCAGAAUGUUGCGCCAAAAUGUGAUGUAACCGAAGAUAAGUCAGAUGAAACCAAGCCGACGGUUACAAUUGUGGAUAAAACGCAAACAAAAAAACGUAAAGCUUCUACUUCGCCCAUCAAAAAAGCAAAGAAGACACUUUCAACCAAAGAAGAUGAUAACGCAGAAAAUGCUGAAGGAACCAGUACUAAUGUAAAGCAACCGGCUGCAAUGACCUUACAAACAUCUGAACGUGUUUCAUGUAAAGGAGAGAAGUCCACGUUAAAAUUGGCAUCUUGGAAUAUUAACGGCAUUCGUGCAUGGAUUACAAAUGGUGGAUUAAAAUAUAUCGAGAAAGAACAACCAGAUAUGAUCUGUUUUCAAGAAUUGAAAUGCGACAAAGAUAAGAUUCCAAUUGAAGCCACACCUGCUGGUUAUAAAUCAUAUUGGCUUUCUGGUGAUCAAGCUGGCUAUUCCGGCGUUGGUCUAUUGACAAAAGUCGAGCCAGUCGAUGUUAAAUUCGGCAUUGGUAUAGCAGAACAUGAUACCGAAGGGCGUGUUAUUACUGCUGAAUAUGAUAAAUUCUAUCUUGUCGUUACUUAUAUUCCUAAUAGUGGUCGUAAACUUGUGCGUUUAUCCUAUCGACAACAGUUUAAUCGAGUAUUUCAUACGUAUUUGAAAGAGCUCGAGAAGAAGAAGCCAGUAAUCUGGUGUGGCGACUUAAAUGUAUCACAUCAAAGCAUCGAUUUAACGAAUCCUAAAACAAACACCAAGACAGCUGGUUUUACCAAAGAAGAACGGGAUGAUUUUUCUAAAAUUCUCGCUGACGGAUUCAUUGAUUCAUUUCGCUAUCUCUAUCCUGAUAAACGCGAUGCGUACACGUACUGGGCUUACUUUCGAAAUGCUCGUCAACGAAAUAUUGGCUGGCGAUUGGACUAUUUCAUUCUAUCAUCUAGUCUUCAAGAAACUAUAUGUGACUCGCUUAUACAAAACGGCGUGUAUGGGUCAGAUCAUUGUCCAAUAGUUCUGUUAUUGGCUAUUUAA
Molecule: messenger RNA, 1050 nt
Organism: Adineta ricciae
Lineage: Eukaryota; Metazoa; Rotifera; Eurotatoria; Adinetida; Adinetidae
Source: the annotation of a GenBank genome assembly